GUGUUUUUCUGUUGUAGUGUUUGGAGGAGACUGAAGGUAAUGGCAGUGUUUUUCUGUUGUAGUGUUUGGAGGAGACUGAUGGUAAUGGCAGUGUUUUUCUGUUGUAGUGUUUGGAGGAGACUGAAGGUAAUGGAAGUGUUUUCCUGUUGUAGUGUUUGGAGGAGACUGAUGGUAAUGGAAGUGUUUUCUGUUGUAGUGUUUGGAGGAGACUGAUGGUAAUGGAAGUGUUUUUCUGUUGUAGUGUUUUGAGGGCAUUGGAGGAAAUGGAUCAUGUAUCUGCGAUUCAAACUACAGAGGUUCUCGCUGUCAGUAUUGCUCAUCCUCCAACAAAUAUGGACCAAAGUGUGACAGAACCUGUCCCUGUAUCCACGGACAGUGUGACAACCGUCCGGACUCAGACGGUCGCUGUAAACUGGACUCCUGUCUGAAGGGUUUCACCGAUCGGUUCUGCGAUCGCAUGACGGUGGCGUGUGGCGUUCAGGCUCAGUUCUGUCACGCCCAUGCUGAAUGCAACUUCAACCCACUGGGAACCACCAGCUGUGAGUGUAAACCUGCUUACCAAGGUGACGGUAUCACCUGUGUGGAGUCAGACCCCUGUGCUCUGCCUCGCAGAGGCGGCUGCAGUUUGAAUGCUAAAUGCAUAAAGACAGGACCAGGUACUCACACCUGUCAGUGUCUGACCGGAUGGAGGGAGGACGGAGACGAGUGUCAGUCAAUCAACAACUGUGACGGUCCGGACGGAGGAGGCUGCCACUCCAACGCCACCUGCAUCUACGUCGGACCUGGACAGAGUGACUGCACAUGUAAAGCCGGCUACAAAGGAAACGGGCAGGACUGUGAAGCUGUGAAUCAGUGUGUCACUGAAAACGGAGGCUGUCACUACUUAGCCAGCUGCCGUCUGCUGUCCUCUCAGUGGACGUGUGUUUGUGACGACGGAUACGUUGGUGACGGACGCGCAUGUUACGGUGACGUCGCACAGGUGCUGAUGUCUCUGCCAGACACCUCCGAGUUCUACACAUGGACGACUGACUCCGGUCUGUCCUGGUCUCUGUCGGAUCAGAACAUCACCCUCCUGGUUCCGUCUUCUGUUGCCGUCUCCAAAAUGUCUUCAGAGGACAAAACCUUCUGGACCACGAAGGGAAACCUGCCGAGUCUCAUCAGAAAUCACAUGAUCCCAGGAUACUAUCCCUUAUCCAGUCUGAGCAGCACUUCCUCCCUGACCUCCCUUCUCAAGACAUCACUUCCUGUUUCAACAACCAAUGAGCUCACAUCUGUCGGAGGAGCAACCAUCACCACGCCCAAUGUAGCUGCUACCAAUGGACUGAUCCACCUCAUUGAUAAGGUUUUGGUUCCUGAGAAGAAGCUGAGCGAAGGUCUGCUGGCGACUCUCUCUCUGAGAGCAGAGUUCUCUUUGUUCCGAUCGUAUCUCAUCGAUUACAAUCUGACGGACGAGAUCGAGCAAGCGGACGAGUUCACCAUCUUCGCUCCGACAGACGCCGCCGUCACCGAUUACCUCCACAAAAUGUCUGCCACGUCUCUGGAUGUGAACACGACUCGGUACCACGUGGUGGUUUCAGAGCGUCUGCUGAAGACCGACCUUCAGCCUGGAGGAUUCAAACAGACGCUGCUCGGCUUCUCCUUCCAGCUCGGCAUCUUCCCCCGAGACGGAAAGCUGUUUGUGAACGAGGCUCAGAUAAACUCCUCCAACAUUCUGAGUGGAAAAGGAGUUAUUCACGGCCUGUCAGCUGUUCUCCAGAUCAACAGGAACCGCUGUGACCACGCCACGUACCACAAAGUCAUGGUACAAAUACAC
This is a messenger RNA of Anarrhichthys ocellatus (wolf-eel), 1813 nucleotides long. Its product is annotated as stabilin-2-like. The transcript has 14 exons. NCBI's taxonomy places the organism in Eukaryota, Metazoa, Chordata, Actinopteri, Perciformes, Anarhichadidae. The record is from RefSeq and is a predicted model, not a curated record. The annotation marks the transcript as partial.